AUGAUUGUGUUAAAAGUUAUUUUAUUUAUGUUAUCUAUUACUGGGUUGCAAUGCAGACAUCCUGAUAAAGUUUUUUGUGUUAACGAAGGAUGUGAUGAACCAAUAUCAAAAGCCAGAACUUUGUUAAUUUAUACUAGUGUUGACCCGGACCAUAUAUCUUUUCGCCCUAACAAUGAAGCUAUCGUUUACAUGAAAUCAGCUGGCACAAAUCCUGAGUUAUGGUUUGUUAAAAUAAAUGGAAAAUCGGGCUUCGCUAACUCAAAAUUUUUAAGAGAGUACAAAAUGCUAGAAAAGAACCCCCUGAUUGUGGUUUCUUAUGAACCUAAGGCACAAGAAAGUGUUCAACCAAAUAAAGUUAAACAAGCACAUGAAGUGAUUGAAGGCACCACAAUCUAUACUACUGAAGCAGCUGUUAACAGUGCCCAAGAAGAUGCUACAACUGAAUCUCCUGUAAACACUUCUAAUGAAGAUUACACUCCAUCUCUUGACAAUGUAAAGGAGAUGUUAAAUGAAAAGUUUGAUAAAAAUAUUCCUGAUAUACCAGAUGUGGAAACAAAUGAAAAUUCUAUUCCUUUACCUAAUGAUGAAAAUAAAUCAGAGAAUAUAGAUAUUAAAACAACAACAGAGAUUUUAGAACAAACUGAAAAACCAAUUGAAACCGAUCUCAAUAAAUUAAAACAAAAUGUUGAAUCGCCUUCACAUUUUCUAGCAAAACCCUCUGAAGAUUUAGAAGGUGCAAGUACAGAACAGCUAGACAAAGAGGUUCCAAAAAAGCUGUCAGCAGAAACAACUGCUCAACAACUUCUGUCAACUAUUAGUGGUAGCUUAAGUGGUAAGAACUUAGAUAUGCCUGACAAUAAAGAAUUUAAUAGUUUUACUGAUUCUGAGCCUACUGAUAGUGUGGAACAAAAUGUAUCUUUGCCUACCACUAAUACAAAGGAUACGAAAGUAACAGAAGAAAUUGAAACUGAGUCAAGUAAUGUGGCUAAUGGUGAUAAUAAUCCUUUGAAUGAACCUCUAGAAUCAAUCGGGUCAAUAAUUGGGACUGAUCAAAGUAAUAAUGAACCCCUAAGUGUAGGAAGCAAUGAAGAAGCUGCACUCAAAGAACAAUUACAUGAUCAACCUCCGAUUAUAUUACCAACUGCAUCAGUACCUGGAAAAUUGCUUCCGGUAGAGCCUAAAGAAACAGUAUCUACACAGCCACCAUUAAAGUUUCCACCUGCACCAGAAUCAGUGACAAUUUUGCCACCUUCAUCAGUAACAGCCACAAUAACUCCUCCUGCAUCAGAAACAGAUCAAAAUUUACCAUCUCCAGAAACAGCACCAGUAAUUCCCCCUGUGUCAGAAAAUGUCCCAAAUUUACCUCCCUUAGGAACAGUACCAGUAAUUCGUCCUGUAUCAGAAAACGUCCCAAAUUUACCACCCUUAGAAACAGUACCAGUAAUUCCUCCUGUGUCAGAAAACAUACCCAAUUUACCACCCUCAGGAGCAGUACCAAUAAUUCCUCCUGCACCAGAAACAAUACAAACAUAUCCAUUUAUAAAAGAUACAAAACCAGCUUUACUGUCUACUACAUCAGAAACUAUUCCCCCUCUUUAUUCUGAAACACCUCAAUCUAUACCUGAAAAUGGACAGGACACUACAACUUCUACACCAGAUUAUAACUUUGAAGAAACAGAAGAAGUACCAACUAUACAAGAGCAAUCAAUAGAAGUUGAAAACACUCCUUCCACACAAGAAUUUGAAGAUAUUCUAAGCUCAACAACAGAGACUCCUGUAGAAGUUGAAGAUACACAAGGAUUCAUUUCAAAUGUGUUCUCUACAGUGGCAGAUAUUUGGCCAUCAUCAUCUGAAGCUCCUCCGCCUAUUUAUAAUACAGAAGACCAUCCUUCAUAUGAGAGUGAAAAAAGUGAAAUAGCAGAAGAAAUUAAUGAAGGAUUUUCUUUUACGAAGUAUAUUAUGUCUUUGUAUUUUUCAGUUAUGGGCACAAGUGAAGAAACAAAAUCAUUGUUUGCUUCAGUUGGUGAGACUUGUUACAGUGACAAAUACUGUGAUGGCACGUCAAAUGAUGGUACCAACCGACUGCUAACUUUCUUAUUGACAACUGCUAGUUCUGUUCUUCUGUUCACACUAGGAUACUAUUACAUAGACAAUAGGCGACAGGAUGGUCGUCUUAUCGGUCAAAUAAAUUCUUUGCAGCGCGAUUUGCUUUUCAGUUCUAAGGAAUGUGAAAUACUUAAAGAGGAACUUUCAUCCACUAAAAGUAAGUUGGCUGGAAUCGAAGACAGUUCUUUUGGAAUGGAUGAUAUGGUUCAAUCGCUUAAAGAGGAAAUCAAUGAGCUUAAGGCCACUAACGAUAGACUACGAAAUUCUUUAGAUGAUAAUGAGAAGUUGCUCAGGGUAUCAGAAAAUACGGCUGGAGAGUUGCAAAAUACUUUAAGUGAAGUCGAGAAUACUCUCAGUGAGCUCUUGGCAGAGAGAGCUAAUUCUGAAGAGCAGAUAGUCGAAUUAAAUGGUAAGGUGCAGGCGUUUGAGGAGGAGUUAAUUUCGGUCAGUCGCGACAGAGAUAAUUUCCAAUUGAAGUAUGUAUCAGCUGAAAGUGGUUUAGAAGAGUUCAAGAAGCAGAAAAAACAAUUGGAGGAUGUGAAUCAACAACUGAAUGAAGCGAAAAAUACUAUAGAAUUACAAAAACAUGAAAUUGAUGCUUUGAAGGAUGCUAUCAGAGAAUUGAAGAGUGGAAUGCCGUCCAAUGUAGAUGUAACAUCUCUCAUUGAUCAUACUGAAAUCAAAGCGAAAUUAUCAAAAGCACUACAAGAAAGAAAAACAUUUGAGACUAAAUAUGAGGCAGAACAUAAAGAAAGAAGUCGUUUAUCCGAGGAAUUACAGACUACACAAGAAACAUUGCACACUACUAGUCAAAAUGCUACUGAAGCACUGACCAGGUUGGAAGUGUUAGGAAAAUACUUCCAGGAAAGGGAAAGUGAACUUUUGAAAGAGCUUAGUGCCAAAGAAUCGUUAUGGCUUAGUAAGCAGGGUGAAUCAGCUAGCACUGUAGAAAAAAUAGAGCUACUACAGCAAGAAGUACAGAGAUAUAAAGAGAAAUGCGAUGCUCUAACUCUGGAGCUGGCCGAGCAGGAGUCGUCCCGGCGCGCGGCGUUGAGCGCGUUGGAGGCGCGUGCGCAUGCGGCGUGGCUCGAGGCGCGCGCCUGCAAGCGCGACGCGGACGCGGCGCGGGACGAGGCGGCUGCGCUGCGCCGCAAGCUCGUGGCGCUCUCCACCAUGCCCACUGCCGACGGCGCCGUGUCUCCGCACCACAAAGUAUCAUCUCCGCUAGAAAAUCUAGAAAAUCCGGUGAUCCCGCCGCCGUUGCCUCCGAUGUUCCUGCCACCGCCGUUACUGCCGCCACUGCCGAGGCCGCCUCCACUCGGCAGGUUACCAUCACCACACCCACCAAGGUACGGUGAUCGCCGCUACUCACCCGAAAGUCGGUACUCGCCUGACAGUCGCUAUUCCCCCGAAAGCCGGUACUCGCCCGAGACAGUGCGGUACUCGCCCGACAGUCGCUACUCGCCUCGACCGCGCCGCUCACCCUACUCGCCGCGCUCCAGGCGACGAUCGAGAUCUAGGGAGAGGUACGAACAAAGUCGCGGGACGAGGUCUCGUAACGGUCCAGCGGACACAGAAACAGAAUACAAUUCCGACAGUCCGUCACGGGAGCCGCGUAGACGUGCUAGAUACUCAAGACAUUCAGGUCCAAGCUCAGGGUCUGGUUGUUCAUCAGAAUCGGACAAAUAA
Arctia plantaginis is the source of this 3795-nucleotide messenger RNA. Lineage: Eukaryota; Metazoa; Arthropoda; Insecta; Lepidoptera; Erebidae. The record is from the annotation of a GenBank genome assembly.